Bipolaris victoriae FI3 is the source of this 927-nucleotide messenger RNA. RefSeq lists its product as hypothetical. The coding region runs from base 1 to 927 and encodes 308 amino acids. Lineage: Eukaryota; Fungi; Ascomycota; Dothideomycetes; Pleosporales; Pleosporaceae. The transcript has 2 exons. The record is from RefSeq and is a predicted model, not a curated record.
AUGCAGUACAUUCUCGUCGCCUCUCUCCUCACCUCCGCUGUUUACGCUGCUCCUUACGCUCAGGUCCAGCAGCAGAACCCCAACGCCCAGCCGGCAACCACCCCCAACAACCCCACCGGUCAGGGUGCGGGUAUCGCCAACGGUCAAACCCCUACCGCCGGCGAUCUCGCAACUGCCGUCUCCAACUGGAUGGCCGACACCUCCAUGGUCUCCAACUUCCUCAACAACGGUGCCAGCAUCCAGAACAACGUCCAGUUCAAGCAGGCCGCUACUGUUGCCUACAACGCCGAGGUUGACGAGCUCAACCAGAAGGCCGUCAUCGACGCUGCCAACAGCGCUGACCCCAACGUCAUUGCUGCCAACAGCACUCUCGCCACUGGCGGUGCUUUCCAGGAUGUCGUCGACAAGCUCCAGCAAAUGUCCAUCCAGGGUAUGGCUGCCGCUGGCAACAUCGACCUGAUCAACCAGAACCGCUGUGUCAACGUUCUCCCCAACAUCGAUGCCUACAUGGCCUCCACCGGCUCUUCCAGCCAGGCUGUCCGCCCUACCGCAUGCAACCAGACUGGUGUCAUCAACGGUGUCCAGGGAGCUGGUCCUACCCAGCCCGGCCAGCCUGCAGGUAGCCCUGCAGCUGCUUUCGCUGCUGCCCAGGCUCUUGCCCAGGGAACUGGUAACGGUCAAGUCCAGAACGGUGCCACUCCUGGUGCCGCUGGACAGGCUGCUCAGGGACAGACUGCUCAAGGACAGGCUGGUGCCCAGGGCCAGGCUGCUCAAGGACAGGCUGGCGCUCAAGGACAGGCUGGCGCUCAGGGCCAAGCCGGUGCUCAGGGCCAAGCUGGUGCUCAAGGACAAGCUGGCGCUCAGGGCCAGGCCGCUAACGGUGCCGCCGCUGGCGCUGCUGCCGGUGGCCGCCAGGGCCGUAACUAA